AAAUACUUAUUGAAAGAAUAACUAAUGUUUAUAAUUACGAUUUGCUUGUAAUUUUAAAAAAUUUACACGAUGUAAGAAGAUUUUAGUGUCGGCGAAACAAGUCUGAUCCUUUCGACGCGUGCGCUGAUGCUACAAGAGUAAAGUGCGCAGUCAGCUUACGGUGCUAACUUCAGUCGAUUCACAUGGCGCAACUUUUUGAAAAUUAAAAGCUAUAUCGUUUCAAUUAAAACAACAAUUAUAUAAUAAAUUAUAUAAAAAAUAUGAGUUAUAAGAGAUUUAUAUGGAAAAUUAAUAUUUUUGAAAAUAACUUUAAUAAAUAUAAGAUAUUGCGAAACACUUUUUUCAUCGUCGUUAUGCUUGGCUUCUUGAAAUAAAAUUGAUAACCCUAGGAGGCGGGCUUCUCGAACAUCUGCUCACUUGGGGUCUACAGAAUUUUUAUACGCAAACGCAGUAAUACUAUUUUUGUCUUUUAUAGUUAGAGAGACAAAAAUUCUUUUAUGUUGAAUUAAUUGUUGAUGGAAGCUAAGCGAAUCAAUAUCAGCUGUUUACUUCAAAGAUAAUUUUAUAAAAGAAUGAGUACAAGUAAAUAGAAAAUUCAGAAUUAUUUGAAAUGAAAAAAAUUUCAACGACUGUCCAUUAUCCUGAAUAUAAAUUUAUUGAUUGUGCCUAUAAUAAUGUUAAAUAUGACUACGAAAAUUAUUGGUUGCAUUGGAAAAUGUACAUCUGGUCUGACAUUAGAGGAAUUAGAUCAAAUUACAGAUAAUAUUAAUCAAACACUGCAACAUCCAAAAGGAAGAGAUGUGUUUAGAAAAUAUUUAAAUUUGUCUCAUCGCAAUGAUGAUUUGGAAUGUUUGGAAUUAUAUGAAAUUUGCACAAAAAUUGCAGAUAAAGAAGAAAAAUAUUUCAAAACAACGAAGGAACCAACCCUUGAUGAUUUGAAAAAUGAUGUCAAUGGUGCUAUGGCGUUAGCAGAAGAUUUGGACGUUCCGGAAAUAGAUUUGUCUAUUAUGUUAAGAUUUAAUGAAGCUGUAAAUAGCGAAUCUCGAGAAGCAAUGUUAAACAUUUUACAAGACACGAAAUUACGUUUACUGGAUCAUUUAAGAAAUGCUCACAAAGGAUUUAGAACGUACGCCUUAAAGCCUUGUCCUAAUUCUAAACAAAAGUAGUCAAAUUUUCGAAAAAAACGUACUUAAAUUUACCUUAAAAAUUGAGAUUUCAAUUUUUCACUUAAAAUCUCAAGAAAUAUUAUUAUUUAUUGUCUAAAAAUUUUUGUUUAGUUUCUAUUAUAUUUUUAUAUAAUAAAAAUAAUUUUGUGAUAAAUUA
This is a messenger RNA of Leptopilina boulardi, 1323 nucleotides long. RefSeq lists its product as uncharacterized. The transcript is spliced from 5 exons. The record is from RefSeq and is a predicted model, not a curated record. The coding region runs from base 675 to 1166 and encodes 163 amino acids. Lineage: Eukaryota; Metazoa; Arthropoda; Insecta; Hymenoptera; Figitidae.